Molecule: messenger RNA, 1065 nt
Organism: Geosmithia morbida
Lineage: Eukaryota; Fungi; Ascomycota; Sordariomycetes; Hypocreales; Bionectriaceae
Product: Glycosyl hydrolases family 17
Exons: 2
Coding region: 1-1065 (354 amino acids)
Biological process (GO): carbohydrate metabolic process; cell wall organization
Cellular component (GO): fungal-type cell wall; extracellular region; cell surface
Molecular function (GO): glucan endo-1,3-beta-D-glucosidase activity; 1,3-beta-glucanosyltransferase activity
Source: RefSeq, a predicted model, not a curated record
AUGGUGCAAUAUAGACUCUUGCUGGGCGCAUUGGCCCUAGUUGCUCCAGGCAUCUGCCAGCCCAUGGUGGGAGGAGACGGUAAGCCACUCGUCGUCCACGAUGCAACCUCUACGGAUAUUGCGGCAAGCAUAGCCGUUCGGGACACCACUGCUGCGGAGGCGAAGACAACCGGUGCGGGGUCAGAAGAAGGGCAGAGUUCUAUCUAUUCCGAGGACGGGGAUGAGGAUGACGAUGGGAGCGAGACCGAUCUCGAAUCCCGAGGCUCAGUCAACCAAUUUGGCGUUUCGUACUCGCCGUACCGAGCCGACGGCAACUGCAAGAGCCAAGCGGAAGUUGUGGACGACAUUUCGCGGCUAAAGGGAAAGUACGGGCUGCUGCGCGCGUACGGCACUGACUGCGGUCAGGUGCCCAAGAUCAAGAAUGCGGCCAAGACGAUCGGCGCCAAGGUCAUGCUGGGCAUCUACGACAUCAACCAGGUGGACGCGGAGGCGGCCCUCAUCGUGGCGGGUGUGGCGGGCGACUGGGCGCGCGUGCACUCGGUCAGCGUGGGCAACGAGCUGGUCAACAACGGGCAAGCUAGCACGGCGCAGGUCAAGGCCGCCGUGGUCGCGGCGCGCAAGAAGCUCCGCGCUGCCGGGUUCAGAGGCCCCGUCGUCGCCGUCGACACCUUCAUCGCCACCAAGUCCAAUCCCGAACUGUGCGAGUGCUCCGACUUCUGCGCCGUCAACGCCCACCCUUACUUCGACAGCACCAUGACCGCCGACCAGGCGGGCACCUGGUUGCGCCGUGAGGUCAAAGCCGUCAAGGCCGCGCUCAGCAGAGACAUGCGCGUCAUGAUCACCGAGACCGGGUGGCCGACCGUCGGCGCUACCAACGGCAAAGCCGUUCCCGGCAGGGCCAACCAGGAAAAGGCCAUACAAUCCAUCCGCGCUGCCUUUGCCGAUAGCCUCGCCGAGAUCGUCCUGUUUACCGCCUUUGACGACCUCUGGAAGAAGGAUGCCCCCAACGACCAGCACUGGGGUAUCGACGGGGCUGUCUCCGCCUGCGACGCUGCUUUCGUUUGA